UUUUUUUUUUGUCAUUUAGAUACAGGAGAGAAACAGACAGGAUUUGUGUUUAUUUUUUUGUAGCAUGAUGGUGCUGUUUGCAUCAAGGCAGAGAUACCCAGAGCGUGCAGUACUAGUCAGGGAAGUGCUGGAGCUAGGAGAUAGACAGAGGUAAGGAGUCUGCAGGCUGCGGCUUUGCUGGGAGCUGUCCGAGGUGCUGAAAACAAGUCAUUGCGAGCUCUCUCUGCACUGAGAGCAGUCUCCUGGACGUCUUGUUUCCUUUGCUCUUCUGGCUCCUAGACAGAAAUUCCAAGUCAUGGUGUAUGCACCAGGUAAAGUACUCUCUGUUAUGAUUCUGGCCUACGUAUGUAUUUUUUAUUUUUUUUUAGUUAUUAUUAAAAGCAAUGAUGUCCUUUUUUCAGUGUUCCAGUAAAGGACAGGGUCAUUGGAAAUGAGAUUAAAUGAAAAAAGAGAGGGAGCUAACCUUUUUUGCAGACUUGGAAGCUGUACAUGUGAUCAUUCAGACUCCCAGUGGAGGGAGGCCAGCACAGCACAAUAAAAACACAGACCCAUCAUUUGCUGGAGAGGAAAAACUCACUGGUACAUCAGGUGCUAUCCCCUCUCGGUUCAUCAAUGCAUAGGAGUAAGUGUGCUCUGCUUUAAUGAGAAGGAACAUGGUCUGUGUAUUGCUUUAAUUUAACUACUUAAUGACUUGAUUAAAAAGCAUGUUUAACCUUCCAAUAGUGUAUUGCUUUAAUUUAACUACUUAAUGACUUGAUUAAAAAGCAUGUUUAACCUUCCAAUAACUCAGCUAGCUCACUGGUGAUUGAUACAUUAUUUCUCAUGUAUUGAAAUAGAGGGUGCUCUGACAGGGUGUUUAGGGUGCACUGAGCUCAACUUUAUUCUGGUUAGAGAUUUGUAAACUUUGUAACAAUGAGGGAGUUGUACAUUGUGCAGGUUCUAAAUGGAUUUAGUUUGUACUCACUCAUAACAUUAGAGAAAGUAUGGUUUAGAAUAAACAGUGCAGUUAAUUUACAGAACUAGCCAGGUUUAUAUGAAAUAUUUUCAUUUGAAUUCACUUUUCUUUUUGUCAUUGAUCAUUUACUGGCACUAUGUUCUUUUGUAAUCCUUUAUUUUUAGAAAUGGAAAAAGUAGGCUGAAUAGAUAAUGAGAAACAAGAGACAAGGGAAGGUGCCAAUUUGUCUGCAGUGUUGCUUAAUUAUCCAUGCAAGUUAUGGGUCAUGGUUUACAGUGCUUUAAUGUAAGCUGAAUGUCAGUAUCCCAAACUAAUAUUGUUUGUAGUUAUAUAUACCGAGUGUGCCUUGUAGUACUCCAACAGUUAUAUGUGGAUCCUAUCUCUAAUCCUUUUUAUCAGCUAGCCCAGAUGCGUCAAACAUUGAACUAUGAAAAUUGUACACAAAUUUGUGGAAGUGCUAUGCUGCAUAAAAAGAAGAUUACAUUUGACAAUAUAUUAUCACAGUAUAGGGGUGAAUGAUGAAUGUUAAGUACUUUUUCAGAGCCAUUUCCUCCUUAGGCUUUUUUUAAUUAAAACUUAAAAAAGAAAAUGAAAAUUAACUUUUGUGAUAUUCAGUGCAUAGUUUUCGGAAAAUAAGUGAAAAACUUCAGAAUUUGUUAUCAUGUUUGUCUGCAGCGUAAAAAGCAAAUACAGAAUUACCAUUGGUCUAUUUUUUAAUGUAGUGUGUUGAAUCCAAUGAACUCAGAUUAGAACACACUGUAUUUCUACAUCAGUGUUCAAGGUUACAGUGUUGUAAUAUUUUAUCAGAUCAGUAUUUUUAAAGAAAAACACCACUAAAUACAUAGAAAAUACACUGGUAUGCAUGACUCGUACACAACAUUUUGAGUUACAACAUUUAAUUACAAUCAGAUAUGUGAUACUGCUUGAGGUAGUUAUUUGUCAUUGGUGUCACCUCAGCUGAGGUUCUAGGAAGAGUCAGCAAAAUUUGAGACUAAAGAAUUAAUAAAUUGAUAGAAGUAAUUGCUGUGACCUUUUGAUUUUGAGAAAGUUAGUUGUUUAUGAUGUGUCCAUAAAACCCUAGUUCAGUGUUUAAAUGCAUUGUUAUUUGCCACCUUUACUGCAUUAACAUUGAUGUAGCCCAUUUUCACUCUUCAAUCUUAUCCUUGUAUAAAUUACUAUUAAUCCACUCUGCUCUGCAAUGUUUGUUUUAAAUAUACAAAUAUUUGCAGUUCCAGUGAAUAUUGUGUAAAAGUAAAAAAUCAAUGACAGUAGUUUAACGACUAAAUUGAAAAGCUUCAAAUGAAUGAUUGCCCUUAUUAAAUAUCUACAUUACCUUUAACCAACAAUGUGAACUUUGCAUUGUCAGGUUCAUUGUAUGUGACAUUUACUUAGUUUCAGGAAGUAUCAUUCAGGGCUUCAAUCUCUUGAAACCUGACUGAAUAGAAACAUAGAAUGUGAGGGCAGAUAAGAACCAUUCGGCACAUCUAGUCUGCCCAAUUUUCUAAAUACUUUCAUUAAUUCCUGGCCUUAUCUUAUAGUUAGGAUAGCCUAAUGCCUAUCCCAUGCAUGCUUAAACUCCUUUACUGUGUUAACUCCUACCACUUCAGCUGGAAGGCUUUUCCAUGCAUCUACUACCCUCACAGUAAAGUAUUACUUCCUGAAAUUAUUAUUUUUUUAAAAUAUGAUGUGAUCAUUGAAUUUCCCAAAGUAUGGCAAGAAAUUCACCAAGAGUAUGGAGAAAACAAAUCACAAUGGCUAUUUGCACAGUAUGGCCCCAUAGAGGUAAAACUUAUUUAUGGAACUUCAGCUAUUUCCGUUACUGGGCUUAGUUGCUCUCUUAAGAGUAAAAUAUUCUGCUAAUAUUUUUCACCAAAUGUUACACACUAGGACAGCAUUAGUGUUCUGGAUAUUUGUGUCAUUUAGAAUGGUUGACCAUCAUAAAUAUAUAGUCUAAAAAAUUGGCCCACGGCACAGUAAGCCAUCAUUGCACUAGUAAGUCAUCCAGAGUGUUACACUUAUUAUUAUACUGAAAGGGCAAAUCCAACAGUAAGUGCUACCGACUGUAAACGUUACAUAUGUGCCUUAGAGCAAAUCUUCCAGUCACUCUUUAUUAACAAAUUCAUAUGAUGAUCACAAUAGCUCCUUCAUUAAUUAAUGGUUAGUUGGGGAUAAACACCCUGUACGCAUAUAUACAUUGGAGGAAGUGUUUUCCUUUGGUUUCAGAGUGAUUAAUAGCUUAUCUUUCUUAAUAGAGGUCUCUAUAAUUUAGAAACAUGACAUAAUUUGCAGAGGUUUCUGUGAACAGAGACAUAUAUCCAAUGCUGCUUCGCAAUCUACUGGGAUAAAUAUUGUACCUUCCUUUGUAUCUCAUGUAGUACUUUAUGACACCAUUAGGAAACUGCUGGAUUGGGCAUAUGGUUGCACUAAUCAUGUCUGUCAGUAAGCUUUAAUUGAUUUGUUUUUCUUUCAGUCUUUGACUUUUUCAUUUUGCAUGCUUUGAGACACUGUCUUUCAAUCUCUCUCUUGCAUUCAACAUAGAAUGACUUAAUCAGUUUUUUUAUGGGAGGGUAUAAUCUCUGGUAAUAUAUAUAUAUUUCCAAGUGAAUGGGAACAUUGCUAAUAUUAAAAAAUAAGCGUAUAUCAUUUAAUGAAAUAUAGCCCUAAGAGUGUGAUAACCUUUAACCCCUUAAAGACACAACUUCUGGAAUAAAAGGAAAUCAUGACGGAAUAUUUCUGUCAUGUGUCCUUAAGGGGUUAAAAUAAGUUAUGAAUUUACAACAUGAUAGCACAACAAACUAUGAUAGCACAAUUAUCCUGCACAUAUUUGGAUAGUAGAAGCCAUAUUCGUAUAUGUGAACAGCUUCAGAUUAUUCCUUGUACUACCUGCAAGAAGAUAAUGCAGUGGGAAACAAAGAAGUAUGAAUAGGAAGUCAAAACAUGUACAAUUUUAUGGUAAAUUCAUAUUGUUCCUUCAUCGGAUAUAACAAUGUUUUUUAUUUUUAUCAGAAACCUACUUUUCUAUUUAUGAUACCAGAUCUAAUUGUGAAAAUCACUUGUUCUAGUUUUGCUCUGUGAAUUUGUGUAUUCGGGUUAACAUGUUGAAUAAAUAGACACUCCUCUUUCAUUUCUCAUUCCCUGCCAUGUCUAUACUCCCCCUUUAAAUUGCAAUAACAUGUCUGAAUCUGUCAAAAAGAUAUGAAAAAGAAGUAGGCAACAAUAGUGUAAAUCAAGUUACUUUGAAGCUCUCAGUAAAGAGACCGUUUAUAAAAGUUUGACAUCCUUAAUAGUACAUGGAUGAGUGACCUAAUUAACCCAUGAAAGACAAGUGACAGAAUAAGUCGGCAACAACAAAGUAACCUUCAAACAUCCAGCAUUAAAAUGGAAUGUGCCACUUAUUUAUUGGUAAAGAGAAUGCAUAAGUAUGCAAAUAAUAAAUAGGACACUCCAUAUGGGCAUAGAGUCAUUUGUUAACAGGGCGUGAAGGCCUCACGAAAUAAUAUUGGUUCUUAAGAAGUUAAUGGCAAAUUGUGGAUCUUUUGUUGCCAGGGUGAUCACUUUGAUUUUGCAAAUUUACAAUAUUGCAAUUGUCGUUUUUAACAUAUGAACCAUUUUUUUUUUUCUAGGGGAGAAACCAGGAAAAGAGCCAGAGGAAGUAAAGCUACAAAAUGCUAGUAAACAGAUUGUAGAAAAGGUGAUUCUGCAAGCAGUUCAGCAAGUCUCUCAAGAAGAGGAGCAUGGAGAGAAGAAAUCAAAUAGAAGAGCAGGCCAAGAGUUACCAUCUAGCAAAAUAAAACACAAACAAUGAAAGGAAGAAACAAAGUCAAGAUGGUUACCUUUCGAAGGCUUCAACAUGGCUUCAACAUGGCAGCCCAGCCCAGUCUAACAAUAACGCCAGCUCUGUAAUUAUAAUCGUCAAAAAACCAAAGCAUUAUCCAAAU
Pelobates cultripes (western spadefoot toad) is the source of this 4893-nucleotide messenger RNA. The record is from the annotation of a GenBank genome assembly. Lineage: Eukaryota; Metazoa; Chordata; Amphibia; Anura; Pelobatidae.